AUGGUAGCCGAGGCUGGGCAGAACCAUCCUCCUGAAUUGUCCUAUCAAAUGGAAGAUGGGUUGGACAUAUCAGAGCGAGCUACAACUGAAGCUGCAACUUCGGAUCCACUCCAAGAUGAAGACUCUCCGGCGGACCAUCAGAGCAAGCGGCGAAUCGCAAUUGUAAUGGCUGCGCUCAGUCUGUGCGUCUUCUUGGCUGCUCUAGAUAUUACCAUCGUUUCAACGGCUCUCCCAAAAAUUGUUGCACAAUUCAAGGCAUCCGACAGCGCAUAUUCCUGGAUCGCAUCGUCCUAUCUUUUAGCUAAUGCUUCUUUUGUUCCUCUAUGGGGUCGACUGAGCGACAUUUGGGGCCGAAAGCUCAUCCUAACUACAUCCGUGGUUCUGUUUAUAUGCGGAAGUCUGAUGUGCGGUGUGGCCAGGAACGUAACCACAGUGAUCGCGGGACGGGCGAUUCAAGGAGUAGGAAGCGGAGGCAUCAUCGUACUGGCCAAUCUGUGCGUCUCUGACCUUUUCAAUGUGCGCCGUCGUUCAGCAUACUUAGGCAUUUUUGGUGCUACAUGGGCCAUCGCUGGUGCUGUUGGACCUAUCAUUGGUGGCGCCUUUACCACCUAUUCAACAUGGCGAUGGUGUUUUUACAUCAAUUUGCCAAUUGGUGGGAUCUCCUUGCUAAGUCUCCUCUUCUUUCUCAAAAUCGACAACAAUCUUAAAAGCAUCGUCGAAGGCCUUCGCGCAAUCGACUGGAUUGGUCUCGUGCUUAUCGUCGGUGCUACACUGAUGUUCCUCUUGGGCCUUGAAUUCGGAGGCUCCGAAUACCCUUGGGCGUCUGCCACCGUUAUCUGUCUUAUUAUAUUUGGUAUCGUUACCGCGAUCAUCUUCGGUCUCAACGAAUGGAAAGUUGCUCCCACACCAAUCAUUCCCAUCAGUAUCUUCAGCAACUGGUACAACUUCACAGUCCUCGUGAUUAAUUUCUGUCACGGAAUGGUUUUCAUCGGGGCCUGUUUCUACCUUCCCGUUUACUUCCAAAACGUUCUUCUCGCUACCUCCCUUAUGAGCGGUGUCUAUCUUCUUCCAUUGGUCGUGGCGCUGUCAAUUUCGUCUGGCGCGGCGGGGUUCUAUAUGCGGACUACCGGCCGCUCCCGUGAAGUUAUUAUACUCGGAAUGUUCCUCACCACGCUCGGACAUGGACUCUACAUUGACUUGAAACCUUAUGCAUGUUGGUCGCGGAUUAUCAUUUACCAAAUCAUUGCCGGCCUAGGUAUUGGCCCGAACUUUCAGGCCACUCUGAUUGCCCUGCAGGCGAACACCAAGCCCUCAGAGCUGGCACGGGGAACGGCGACAUUUUCGUUCGUAAGGCAAAUUGCAGCGUCGGUCUCGGUAGUGGCUGGCUCUGUGGUUUAUGGCCAUAUAGUGAGCACCAAAGUCGAGCUCAUGGCGAAGGUGUUAGGACAAAGGAUUGCGACGGAGAUAGCGGUAGCAUCAACAGCCGCGGCGGGCAUUAUCGAGUCAUUGCCCGGCGGAGAAGACAGACAGUUCGUGUUUAACGUGCUGACGGAUGCGUUGACAUAUGUUUGGAUUCUUUACACGGCUAUUGCAGGGUUUGGGUUUUUGAUUAGCCUCACAUUGAAGGAUUUGAGGCUGGGUGAUGUAAAUAGACAGGAGUCCACUGAGGUGGAGAAGGGUGAGGGUCACAUACGGAGUACAGGUGGAUAAGCAACUUGUCAAUUCAGAACUGUGGAAUGACAAGUCCACUGUAAUACCAUAGUUAAGCAUCCAUUACUUGCUUA
Molecule: messenger RNA, 1784 nt
Organism: Talaromyces stipitatus ATCC 10500
Lineage: Eukaryota; Fungi; Ascomycota; Eurotiomycetes; Eurotiales; Trichocomaceae
Product: efflux pump antibiotic resistance protein, putative
Exons: 4
Coding region: 1-1710 (569 amino acids)
Biological process (GO): transmembrane transport
Molecular function (GO): transmembrane transporter activity
Source: RefSeq, a predicted model, not a curated record